This is a messenger RNA of Cyphellophora europaea CBS 101466, 2310 nucleotides long. RefSeq lists its product as uncharacterized. The record is from RefSeq and is a predicted model, not a curated record. The coding region runs from base 1 to 2310 and encodes 769 amino acids. Lineage: Eukaryota; Fungi; Ascomycota; Eurotiomycetes; Chaetothyriales; Cyphellophoraceae. The transcript has a single exon.
AUGGAUCGAAGCUCCCUCAAGGACAAGCUCGUGGCGAAAAUUGCAUCUAGGAAAAAGCAAGCCCCAUCUGCAGAGCCCGCCCCAUCUGGCCCUCGGAGACGGUUCAACCGGACUUCUCGCAAUGAGGAUCUUGUCCCGGAACGGAGAGUGAGAGAACCUCACAGGCUUACCGAUACGGAGGAUCUGGACGAGCAAAAGUUUCGAAGGAAAGCGACGAUGCUCAUGGCUAGAAAUCAACAAGAGACUUCUGCGUCUAGCAACCCUGACCCUGGGAGAAGUGUCAUGUGCUACGAGUGCCGAGUCUGGAUGGACAUGAUACACAGCCACCCGUGGGCAGACCCUACCCGGGUUAAGCGGGGGAUCGGUUGGUUUUCCGAAGUUUCUCGUCCGCGUUCAAAUGCAUGCGCUCUAUGCUCGAUUAUCGAGGGCAUUCUGAACGCCAAUGCGGUAGUCACGGUGGGCACAGGCUCAUCCGUUGGGUUCAAGUACCGUCUGCAACCAACGCUACUUGGUUCCGCCUAUGAUCGAGACCCGAGACGGCAAUUCGGCCAAGAAACGGUAUCUACAAGGCGAUUGUAUGAUCGGUGGGGUCUGGGCUUAGAGAUCAAGCCACCUGGCCACAGAGUGAGCUCCAUCCGGCUGGACAAUGUGAUUCAUGGAGCCAUACGGCCCCUUCCAGCCCCGAUCUACUAUCGUUUAGAGGAAGCACCUUUCGAAACGAGGCCACUUCUAUGUGGCCGGAGUCGUCCACCUCACUGCGACUUCAGAUUGCUAAAGACCUGGAUUGACCUCUGCGAUAAACACCAUCGAGGCUCGUGCAUCAGGCGAUCGAAUCUCCGCGGUACGAUACGGCUCAUCGAUACUGAGAACCAAUGCCUUGUCCUGAGCGAUGAUGUGAGCUCCGACCAUGGCUAUAUUGCCUUGAGCUACGUCUGGGGUGACAAGGAACAGUCCUACGCUGUCUCAGCUGAGUCGUAUGCGAAGCUGUCUGACAAGGGCGCCCUACUCAAACUCGACCUCUCCCGGACCGUGGCCGACGCGAUCUUACUGGUACAGAACCUUGGGUUUCGAUAUCUUUGGGUCGACGCCCUGUGUAUUCGACAAGACAGCAUGUUCGACAAACACGAGCAAAUUGCACAGAUGGGCUUUGUCUACCAGAGCGCACUGUUCACCAUUAUCGCAGCCUCAGGAGACGAUUGCGAUGCGGGUCUGCCCGGAGUACGACCGUACACUCGCACCAACGAACAGAAAUCCGUGCAGUCGGGCAACAUUACCCUGCUGAGUGCUUUCCAAUCUUCCAUUCACACGACAAAGUGGGCGCGUAGGGGCUGGACGUAUCAGGAGGAGCUUCUUUCCACACGGAGGCUUGUCUUCACUCGGGAGCUUGUAUACUGGAAUUGUCCAUCCGCCUCAUGGUAUGAAGACCUCCAAUUCGAGUCUAGCGACCGCAUAGGCUUCAUGCCUCCUGGAGUUGACGUACGGCCAAGUCUCGAGGAACAAUAUUCGAAUCUCAAAGCGCGUAAGUAUUUUGAGCUUGUCCAAGAGUACGCGCGGCGAGAAUUGUCGUAUUCAACCGAUGCGCUUAAUGCUUUCUCGGGCAUCCUGUCGAUGCUGACGGAGUACUCGGGCGAGCAAUUCUUCUGGGGACACAUGAUCUCGGAUUUCGAGCGACAACUAUCAUGGUUUGGUCGAGCAAAGGAGAGGCAUGUGACGAGGGAGAACAGUUUCCCUUCGUGGUCGUGGGUAUCCCGUGAAGGAGAGCUCUCGUUCGACGAAUGCGAGACCUACCAUCCUGCAAUAGCCUGCUACACAAUCAAGGCGGGAGCGCGUGGGCUGACUUGCUCGAGAAUCAAUCAUCCGGAGUCUUCCUGCGUGCCCAAGUCAUUGGACAGCUUGUAUGCUCUGCCCCUCGAGCAGGUUAUGAAGUUCGUCCCAGCAAGCCAUCUGCAACCCGGCUUCCACUUGUGCUUCUACACACAAAGAGCGACGUUCUAUCUCAUGCCUCAAGGCCGUCUAGUCCUGCCCGGUGUACCGGGUACCUUCUGGAAUAACAAGAGAAGGAUUCCCCGCCCGGAGCAUGGCUACUUGUUGCCAUCCCUUCAGGGGAGUGACUUGUGCCCGAAGGGCUAUCGCGAAUGUAUCCUUCUUGGUCACCGGCCAGCCACUUCACAGUUCGACGAUCCUCAUGUCCUCGUCAUGCUGAUACGGCGCGACGAGUUCGGUAUCGCAUACCGGGAGGGCCUCGCAGUCAUUCCAGCUGAACACUGGGAACGGUCGAAUCAAAGACGCGAGUUGAUAGUACUUGGGUAA